Molecule: messenger RNA, 5295 nt
Organism: Globicephala melas (long-finned pilot whale)
Lineage: Eukaryota; Metazoa; Chordata; Mammalia; Artiodactyla; Delphinidae
Gene: LRATD2
Product: LRAT domain containing 2
Source: RefSeq, a predicted model, not a curated record
CGGGAUUUAAACCGGCUCCGGAGCGGGGGCGUGGCCUGGGCGGAGCCCCGUGGCCCGUGUGGGCGGGGCGGAGGCGGGGAUGCCUGAGGCUCAGCGCCGUGCAGGAAAGACCCGGGCUCCGGGAGCGAGCGCCUGUCUCUUUAAAUGCCAGCGGCUGCUCUCCCGCCCUGGGAGCCCGGAGCCGGAUCUACAAUCCGGUCUCUGCCGGCGCUUGUUGCUCGCCCGGACCGAGCGGCAGCUGCCGCCACGGGGCACCAAGGCUGCUUCCUUCACCUCCUUCUAAGGAGCCCCACCUCCCCCAAGAGUAGGUUGAAGGGGAGAAGCGGCCCCAGGCAGAGGGAAGGGGUGCUGUGUGAAGAGGCGCCGCUCCCCACCUUCAAGUCUUGAGGCGCUGCGUAGCCGCGGGGGCAAGACAUGCGCUGCUCCCCCAUGACCAACCUCGCAGCCGCUGGCGCCCGGAGAGGAGAGACUGCGGAGCCCACACCUGCAAACUCGCACUAGAAGUCUCAGGGUGCGGCGGGGGGCCCCUCCCAACUCCCCACGGCCUCCACCUCUAGGCGGGUGGUCUGAGCCCCUGUCCGGGGACCUGUGCCAAUGACCCUAGUGGUGGUUUCGCUUUCUCCUCUCACGGCGGUGUGAACGUGUGUCCGCAGCGUGAUGGGCAACCAGGUGGAGAAACUGACCCACCUAAGUUAUAAGGAAGUUCCCACUGCCGACCCGACGGGCGUGGACCGGGACGACGGGCCCCGCAUCGGGGUCUCCUACAUCUUCUCCAAUGACGACGAGGACGUGGAGCCGCAGCCGCCGCCCCAGGGGCCGGAUGGCGGUGGCGGCGGUUUGCCUGACGGCGGGGACGGGCUGCCGCUGCCCUCGCCGCAGCCCUAUGACCCGCGGCUGCACGAGGUGGAGUGCUCCGUGUUCUACCGCGACGAGUGCAUCUACCAGAAAAGCUUCGCGCCGGGCUCCGCGGCGCUGAGCACCUACACGCCCGAGAACCUGCUCAACAAGUGCAGGCCUGGCGACCUGGUGGAGUUCGUGUCGCAGGCGCAGUACCCGCACUGGGCUGUCUACGUGGGCAACUUCCAGGUGGUGCACUUGCACCGGCUGGAGGUGAGCAACAGCUUCCUGACGGACGCGAGCCAGGGCCGGCGCGGCCGCGUGGUAAACGAGCUGUACCGCUACAAGCCGCUGAGCCCCAGCGCCGUGGUGCGCAACGCGCUGGCGCACGUGGGCGCCAAGGAGCGCGAGCUGAGCUGGCGCAACUCGGAGAGCUUCGCCGCCUGGUGCCGCUACGGCAAGCGCGAAUUCAAGAUCGGCGGCGAGCUGCGCAUCGGUAAGCAGCCCUACCGGCUGCAGAUCCAGCUCUCUGCGCAGCGUAGCCACACGCUCGAGUUCCAGAGCUUGGAGGACCUGAUCAUGGAGAAGCGGCGCAACGACCAGAUCGGGCGCGCCGCGGUGCUGCAGGAGCUCGCCACGCACCUGCACCCCGCUGAGCCGGACGUAAGCGACAGCGACGCCGCGCGGACUACGCCGCCUCCCGGGCGCACCCCCGCGCCCGCCCGGGAGGAGGGGGCCCGAGAGGCGGUGGUUCGCUGACCGGCGAGCUGAGAGCGGAGCUGUGUGAGGGAGCUGUUUGUAGCAGCCGCUGCUCCCUCCCUUCUCUCACUCCCUCCUCCACCACCUUCUGGGCCCCAUCUGGGCUCCUGGGCCAUUUGGAAAACGGAGAGUUGGCGAAAAGCGCAGCCAGCUGUGGCUUGAGUUUGUUAUCUUGGACGGAGGAGGAAGAGGGAGCAGGUAGGAGCACUUUGGCCGGGGGCGCUUCUGGGCUUCUUGCCCGCCGGCUCAAUCUGUCUUCCUUUCCCGAGGUGAGGCACACUGUGGACUUGCCAGACACUUAAUCCCUGCUGGACUUGGGUCCAAAAAUUGACGCCUCUUAUGCACUUAGGGGUGGAGAAAAGUUCAGAGUACCAAUGCCUGCUGUUGCCUUCCGACCGCUUCCCCUCCUACCAUGGCCUUGGAGGAUGCCCUGUAGUAAAGCCAGAGCAGAUUUGUGGUGGUGCUACCUCCAAAGAGCAGUGUGAGGGAUUCGGGAAGCUGGGGUGAUUUAUCUUGUGGUUUUUCUGGGGUGCAAGGCUGGUAAAACCAGGACCAAGUCUGGGAGCCACAGACUGAAAUCAAGCAGCCCCCUGUGAAGUGCAAGAAGUAGUUGAGUAAACUUGGGCUACAAAACAAAGAUUUUGCUACAUGCCCCCUCCCCAUCCCCAAGCGAUUUGUCUUCUGGAGCUGGCUUCCAGCUGAGUCUCCUGGGCCAUCGCCACUUCCCAGGUUACAUGUAAAUCAUUGUCAGGGGCCAGCUAAAGGAAGGAUUCAAUUUUGGUUCUGUUUUGCUGCCUUUGUUUCUUGCUUGCUAUUGUAGGCACUUACAGCUGUGGUAUUUGUUAUCAAAGGAGGGAAUAGCCCUUUGUGUCUCUGAUCUAAUUAAGCCUGCUUGGCCAUGUUCAUCCCCAGGUCACACGGGAGGUUGGCUGCUGCCACCCCAUAAGGUAUCCACUACAGAAACAGCCAAACAGGGUUGCCCUGGCAGGAAUCAGUCAGUUUCCUGUCCAUUCCCCGACCUGACUCUCUUCCUGAAUAGUGAAGGUAACUUUUUUUUUUUUAAAUUUAAGGCUUUGGUGUGGUGGUCCUGUGAAUUUUUUUUUUUUCCUUCAUUGCCUCGUCCCCCUCACUCAGUUUUGUUUUGCUGGUGGUAAAAUCUUAGGCUUGAGGCAUAUUUCAGUGAUAGUUGUUUAUUUUGGUAGCCACACUCGAUGCAGUUUAAUUCAAGGUGUAAAGUCUUGUUAUAUUGCUACAGUCUUCUUGUCGCUUGGAGAACACCCCUUCAGAAUGCUUUCUCAAUGAAGGGGGUGACAGCAAUCAUAAAUAAAUGCAACCUGGUGUAGUCAGCGCCAGAUCUGGUGACAGUCCUAAAGCAUGGAUUGGUGAUGGUGGGAUCUGUCCGAAGCAGGAUGGCUGAUACUAUUUGAAUCUGCUGCUGUGUUUGCUUUACUCUGAGGCUUUAAAAAAUGUGUACAAUCUGUCCUUUGUUUUCAUGUGAGCUCUUUAAUGAUAUGUGCCCUUGAUUUCAGAAUCCUCUGCUGCACAUGGGCAUUGCUAAUGCUGUCUCAAAAGUUGAGUGAAGUUUCUUUUUUUUCUCUUGGGAAUCAUUAUAGAUUACGCUGAACAAGUCAUUUUGUGACCCAAUUCUUACAGCUGGAGUAGACUCAUACUUGAGUGUUCCACAGUGGUGGCCAUCCUCAGGCCUCCUGGCUGGAGAUCUUUAAAUCAAGGCAACAAAACUUGAAGGAUUUCCUUGUACACGUACUUUUUUUAAACUUGGGAAUUUGAGGCCAUAAUUUUUAAAAGCCUAGACCUUUAUAGCACCUCAACAUGAAAUUAUUUCAUUACAAGGGCAUUAGCUAUGGUCCCUGUUUUAACAGGAAUCCCCAAACAGGUCCUGUCAAUGUUAAAGAUGAACCACACUCAGCCCUGGUCCAGGAAUUUGGAGAAGCGUCAGUCUCCUGUUGGAAAUGUUGAUCUAGUUUUCUUGUUUAAUAAUCUCGCAGCUUUGCGUUUGUAUUCUUUUGCUCAUGGAAAAGCGGAGCAAGGUAAACGUGGGUAAAGACAUUUAGGAGAGCCUUCUAGAUUUGGAUUGUCUUUUAUGUUUAACACCAUCAAGGGAAAGUUGAAUGUAAUGACAUUGUGCAGACAGCAAGAGAGAAGAACAGAGCGGCACUGUCUAGCAGCUCUGGGCUAGCCAGCCAGCUCUCUUUUCCACUGCUCGGUCUCUGUCUCCCUCCUUCACCCCUCAAUGGAAAGUGAAUGUCAUUGGUCACACCGAGGGACAGCAGUGACUCUGUUACAAACAGCUUUGUGAGAAACCUCAACUUGAAGGAAGAACUCCUAUAAAAUCCAUAUCAGUAGUAGCAUUCUCCCUCUAAGAGAAGAGGUUUUUGAUAACAGGGCUUGAACAUGAUCUAGAAGAGGAAAGAUCUACUCCAGAUGCUGCUUUAUCACGUGUUUUUACAGGGUACCAGAGAUGUGAAGUACGUAAUGCUUCGGAACAGUGAUUCUGUUGGAAGUUUUAUUAGGGUCAUCAUGCUUAAAGUAAAGCACCAAUCAGCCACUGAAGGUUGCAAGGAAAGGGGACUGAAUCAACUGUUGGCAUCUUUCUCAAAGAUGGCAGUGUUGUGGAUAAGAGUUUUUAAUGUCCAGGCAAUGGCUACAUCUGGCACUUUACAAAAUAUAUAUAUAUAUUUAAUAAUUUUUGUUUCUCCUUAGGACUAAGAUUCUAGAACUGUUUUGUACUGUGAAUUACGGAUGCUCUUUGAAGGCAAGGAAUAUUGAUUCUAAUGUUCUUUAGAAGCUCUGGCAGGGAUAAGCAGGACACCCAACUGGAACGGAUGCUAAAUGUAAUCAGACAAAUUAUAUUUUCUUACUUGAGCAAAUAUUUUAUUGAGACUGCUUAUGUAUGGCAAAGGAGCCUACAACUUCAGCUACACAACUUUUUAUAUUGAAAGAACUCAUAGUUUUUGUAGUUUUAUUCUACAUUUCAUUAAAAAUGACUUUAUAGCACUAACAAGCCUAGCAGAAGACUUUACUCCAGACCUUUAAGGAAAUUUUUAGUUUUUAUGAAAAAUGACACUUCAGUAGUUAAAUUUCUCAUGUCUUUGCUGCUUCUGGCCCUAAGAGCACCAGUCGACAACACCAUAACCACAUGGAAACAUAUUUUUGGAAGCAAAACUUUAAUUUUCUACAACAUAUGCUAUGGAGAGUGAAGAAAAUUUAAGGAUUACUUGUUUUCUAUUUUUUUUCUCUUAACAAAUGGAAUCCACUGUGUUGAAGACUCUUGAUAUUAUGUGAUUGUCUAACCAUUGUUUUUUUGUAAAUCAAAAUAAAAUCUAGUGUGAUCAUCAUUGAAAGGAUUUGUUUGGAAAGUUACAUUUUAUUUGUGAAUUUUUUUUUUUAAUCAGGGUAACUAUAAACUUGACUGGUUUAUUCAGCUUUUCAUUAUGUUUUGUUCUUAGCGAUACUUGUGACCCAUGGAGAAUUACAUUGACUAACUUGAUAAAUUUCAUGUAUUUUAUUUCCUAGUGAAUUGUGUAAACUUUAUUUUUGUUGAAGAUUAUAUGUUAAAUCAAUGUUAUGUUCUCACACCACUUCUUGAGAAGGAGGUUCAGAUUUGAAAUUGUAUCAUUUCCUUCAAAAUGAAGGGCAAGUGCUUAGUUAAAUAAAAGAUUGAUGACAUCUUUUAAACCA